GCCGCGGUGACCCAGGGCAGCGAGUCCCGGCUAGCGCGUUUCAAGCCGGCUACCCCGUGGAGUCUCGCCGGGCAGGCAGGCUUCAUGGCGGCGGCGGCGGCGCGGCCCGUGUCCCGGAUGCUGCGGAGAGUCCUGAGGUCCAGUGUCCGGAGCUGCAGCUCGGGGGCUCCGGUGACACUGCCUCGCCCCGGAGAGCCCUCCCAGCCAGCCACAGAGGAGCUGUCCAGGCGGAGGCAGUUCCUGAGGGAGCAUGUGGCCCCCUUCUCCGCCUUCCUCACCGACAGCUUCGGCCGGCGACACAGCUACCUGCGGAUCUCCCUCACCGAGAAGUGCAACCUGCGAUGUCAGUACUGCAUGCCCGAGGAAGGUGUCCCACUGACCCCCAAGGCUAAGCUGCUGACCACAGAGGAGAUUCUGACCCUUGCACGGCUCUUUGUGAAGGAAGGCGUAGACAAGAUCCGGCUCACCGGUGGAGAGCCACUCAUCCGGCCGGACGUGGUGGACAUUGUGGCCCAGCUCCACCGGCUGGAAGGGCUGAGGACCAUCGGUGUCACCACCAAUGGCAUCAACCUAGCCCGGCUGCUGCCUUCGCUUCAGAAAGCUGGUCUCAGUGCCAUCAACAUCAGCCUGGACACGCUGGUGCCGGCCAAGUUUGAGUUCAUCGUCCGCAGGAAAGGUUUCCACAAGGUCAUGGAGGGCAUCCACAAGGCCAUUGAGCUGGGCUACAACCCUGUGAAGGUGAACUGUGUGGUGAUGCGAGGCCUGAACGAGGACGAGCUCCUGAACUUUGUGGCCUUAACCAAGGGACUCCCCCUGGACGUGCGCUUCAUAGAGUACAUGCCUUUUGAUGGCAACAAGUGGAACUUCAGGAAGAUGGUCAGCUACAAGGAGAUGCUGGACACUCUCCGGCAGCAGUGGCCGGAGCUGGAGAAGCUGCCCGAGGAGGAAUCCAGCACAGCCAAGGCCUUUAAAAUCCCUGGCUUCCGAGGCCAGGUCAGCUUCAUCACGUCCAUGUCAGAGCAUUUCUGUGGGACCUGCAACCGGCUACGAAUCACAGCUGAUGGCAACCUCAAGGUCUGCCUCUUUGGGAACUCAGAAGUCUCUCUACGGGAUCACCUGCGGGCCGGGGCCUCCGAGGAGGAGCUGCUGAGAAUCAUCGGGGCUGCCGUGGGCAGGAAGAAGCAGCAGCAUGCAGGCAUGUUCAAUAUUUCCCAGAUGAAGAACCGGCCCAUGAUCCUCAUCGAGUUAUUUUUGAUGCUCCAAGAUUCCCCACCAGCCAUUCUGAGCCUUUCCUCCUGGGACCCCCUCCGUGUUCAGGAUCUGAGACACAGAAUGAGUUUCUCCAACCAGGUGGCAACAUUGUGGAAAGGAUGCCGGGUCCCCCAGAUCCCUCCCCUCGCCCACUGGUGGCUGGGGUCUGGCUCCCUUCAGAGACACUACAGUUCCCACCGAGACUCAGCUACCAAUCCAAAGUGCCUUAGCCCAGUGUCCCCCGCUCCUGCCACACACUCAGGACCCCUGCCAACCUCGGACCAGCUAACCCAUGUGAACACCGAAGGACGGGCAGCUAUGGUAGAUGUGGGCCAGAAGCCAGACACAGAGCGGGUGGCUGUGGCCUCAGCCAUGGUCCUCCUGGGGCCUGUGGCCUUCAAGCUCGUCCAAGAGAACCAGCUAAAGAAGGGAGACGCCUUGGUGGUAGCCCAGCUGGCUGGCAUCCAGGCAGCCAAGCUGACCAGUCAGCUGAUUCCUCUGUGCCACCAUGUGGCCCUGAGCCACGUCCAGGUGCAGCUGGAGCUGGACAGCACACGCCAUGCCGUGGUGAUCCAGGCAUCUUGCCGGGCUCGGGGCCCCACUGGGGUGGAGAUGGAGGCCCUGACCUCAGCUGCUGUGGCCGCCCUCACCCUGUAUGAUAUGUGCAAGGCUGUCAGCAGGGACAUCGUGUUGGGGGAGAUCAAGCUCAUCAGCAAGACUGGGGGUCAGCGGGGGGACUUCCAUCGGGCUUAGAGCUCCUGCCCCCUCACCCAUGGCGCAGCCAGAUCAUGCGAUGGGAUGCAAUUUGGGUCAAGAGACAGAUGUCAAGUUCCUUUCGGCCUGUUACUGUUUGCCUUCACAGUAGGAACCGAAGGUCAGCCAGUUCCUCCUGCUGGAUGAUUUACAGUGCCCUGUGGGGUUCUCUUUAUUCAGAGAGGAAACCAGCAGGCCCUCAGCCUUCCUGGACACUCAGGUCAUGGGAGGGCAUUGCAGCAAGCAAUGCUAGAUAACCAAAAAGACACAUUGGGUUAUCUGUGCACUAUUUCAGACAACCAGUUGCAGAUGUGCAGCCUAUAACUUCCACUUCUCAUUGUGGGUUUUCUCUUCUCCUACUUCCCUGGGGAAGAGAAUAAGGGCUCAUUAAGCAGAGGAACCCACUUUGAGGAGGGGAAAAAAGCUUGCAUUAGAAUGUGUCACAACUUCUCAGCAGCUUCCCUUCCCGAGUCUGUGGAGCCACAGCCUGCCCAUCCCAUCCCUCCUGUCCCUCCUUUGAAAGAGCCAGUUAGUCCCUCCUUUGCCUGAGCCUGUCCCCCACCAAACUUGCAGGCUUUCACUUAACAAUUGCACCAUCCUGCUGGCUCCCUCCUGCUAAACAGGACAUACACGUGGGCCGCAGCCCUGAGGACUCCUGACCAACCACACAUCCCACCUGCACACUGCCGUCCCACCCACUACCCACACCCCUUUAUUCCGGAACAUAUCAGGGAAAAAAAGAGUCGAAGAUUGCCUUCACCCUCACAGCACACAAAUAAAGCCACGAUGCCAACUUUGGA
Equus caballus (horse) is the source of this 2804-nucleotide messenger RNA. RefSeq names its product molybdenum cofactor synthesis 1 (gene MOCS1). Lineage: Eukaryota; Metazoa; Chordata; Mammalia; Perissodactyla; Equidae. Gene Ontology annotation, molecular function: metal ion binding; GTP 3',8'-cyclase activity; 4 iron, 4 sulfur cluster binding. The record is from RefSeq and is a predicted model, not a curated record. Gene Ontology annotation, biological process: Mo-molybdopterin cofactor biosynthetic process.